GCUGCGUGCUCACUGUCCCGAAACAUGAUGAACCAGUCGCCCCUGUGGGAAUUUUUGCUCCCGGCGGCGUGCAAGCACCAGCUCCCUUUUGUGUCCCUCAGCCACAUGCAACUUCCUCAUCAUCAGUAGUGGCAAGAGAAGAAGAGGAGGAAGAUGGAGCAAAAAAGCAGCAGCUGGUUUUGUUUCAACUUAAAAGUUCACCUUUGACUCCAUGCUGAAAACAACUUGGGAAUAUUUGGACUUCUUGUGGUUGGUAGCUGAUGGUGUGGAGCAGGCGCGGUUCUCUCCUCCUCCCUCCUCUUCAUCCUCCUCCUCCCAUUUGCUCACAUUUUGCCUCCAAGUCAGCGGGAUUCCUCAACCUCUCCGACUGUGUUUUGAACCUCUAAAAUGCACUUGACCCCCAGAGGACUUCCUGGAAAAAACAAAGGGAUUAACUGGCAAGGCUCAUUCUGACCUCUGCCUCUGAAAUGUCAAAUUCAACACGUCUCUUUGUGGUGCGGUGCAACUAAGCCCACAACUAUGGAAGCUGCGCAUGCCCCAAAUGUCACAGUAAACAACAGCACAAUGGAUAUCCAAGUGGUCACGCACAAUCUCUGGGAGGUGGUCGCCAUAGCGACCGUGUCAGCCAUUGUAAGUCUCAUCACCAUAGUGGGGAACAUCCUGGUGAUGCUCUCCUUUAAAGUCAACAGCCAACUCAAAACGGUGAACAAUUACUACUUGCUGAGUCUGGCGGCUGCUGACCUCAUUAUCGGUGUCUUCUCCAUGAACCUGUACACCUCCUACAUCCUGAUGGGUUACUGGGCCUUAGGCAAUCUGUCAUGUGACCUGUGGUUGGCUGUGGACUACGUGGCCAGUAACGCCUCAGUCAUGAACUUGCUGGUGAUCAGUUUCGACAGAUACUUCUCAAUCACCAGGCCUCUCACCUACAGAGCCAAACGGACUCCAAAGCGGGCCGGGGUCAUGAUAGGCUUAGCCUGGCUGGUGUCUCUUGUUUUGUGGGCACCGCCUAUCCUAUGCUGGCAAUAUUUUGUGGGCAAAAGAACCGUCCCCGAAAGACAAUGCCAGAUUCAGUUUUUCUCAGAGCCCAUUAUAACGUUUGGAACCGCUAUUGCAGCGUUUUAUAUCCCCGUGUCAGUCAUGACUAUCCUCUACUGUCGGAUCUAUAAAGAAACAGAAAAACGGACCAAGGAUUUAGCGGAGCUUCAGGGAGCGAAUCAGUCCACAAAACCCGACGUCACCCGGGCACGGAUCAGUCGAUCGUGUUUCAGCUGCAAGCUAAAAUCUGCGGCGCAGGACCGCACCCAAGCCUCAUGGUCAUCCUCAAGCCACGCCGCCAAGUCCACCGCCUCCACCAACGAGGAGUGGUCCAAGACCGGUCCCAUGACCGCCUCCAAUAGCUACGCGUCCUCAGAAGAUGAAGACAGGUCCACCUUGCAGCCCCCUUUGGGGAACCAAGUUUGCGAGGGCGGUAAGAGCGUGGCGGGGAGCGAGAGCGAACAGCUAAGCAGCUACGACGAGGACAGCUUCUUCCAAACGCCGCCCAAAAGCAACUCUCAGAAGAGUAGCAAGUGCGUGUCGUACAAAUUCAAACCCGCCACCAAAGACGCCUUGGCCCCGCACCGGGGCAAAAACGGCGAUGCCAAAACCGGGUCAUCCUCGGCGGAGUCGGUCAACGCUCCGGCCGCCCAUUCGGCGUUCAAGGAUGUCACGCUGAAGAACCAGAUGACAAAGAGGAAGAGGAUGGUGCUGAUUAAAGAGAGGAAGGCAGCGCAGACCCUCAGCGCCAUCCUCCUGGCGUUCAUCCUAACAUGGACGCCGUAUAACAUCAUGGUGCUGAUAUCCACUUUCUGCUCAGACUGCAUCCCCGUGUCCCUGUGGCAUCUGGGCUACUGGCUGUGCUACGUCAACAGCACCGUCAACCCAAUGUGCUACGCCCUCUGCAACAAAACCUUCCAAAAGACCUUCCGCAUGCUUCUACUCUGCCAGUGGAAGAAGAAGCGGAUUGAGGAGAAACUCUACUGGUACGGACAAAACCCAAUGGUCGGUGCCAAACUUUCUUGAAGUAUUUUAGAAGCUGUAGGUUUUCAAAAUGGAGGCCUCACCUACAACCCCCCCUGAAUGUUACAUUACAUCUUCUGUUGGUGCUCUAAAAAGCGACUUGAUUAUUAGAUUAGAUUCCAUUUUCACAUAAUUUAACAAACAUAAAAUAAUCCUAUAUAUCAAAAAUAUCAUAACCAACUGUUUAAAAAGUCCUUAGUGACAUUUUAAGUCCUUUCCACGCUAACUGUGAGAGGCAGCCUGUCGCUACUUUGUCAAAAUUGCUGUGCCAACACAAAAUGGAGGGAGCCAUAUAAGAGAUGGAUUGGAACCACUGGCGGAGGUAGAGGGGGGCCGCGGGGGCACUGCUGCCCCCCCAAAGAUGUUUGGAAGGCUGAAAAAGUAGGGAACAUAGUGUUUUCUAAAGAAUUUUGGAGGUUUGCAAAUUUAUUUUGUUUAUUUUGAGGAUCUCCCAAAAUAUCCUUGGCCCCACCCUCAA
Molecule: messenger RNA, 2536 nt
Organism: Syngnathus acus (greater pipefish)
Lineage: Eukaryota; Metazoa; Chordata; Actinopteri; Syngnathiformes; Syngnathidae
Gene: chrm5a
Product: cholinergic receptor, muscarinic 5a
Exons: 2
Coding region: 520-2061 (513 amino acids)
Biological process (GO): chemical synaptic transmission; G protein-coupled receptor signaling pathway, coupled to cyclic nucleotide second messenger; adenylate cyclase-inhibiting G protein-coupled acetylcholine receptor signaling pathway
Cellular component (GO): dendrite; plasma membrane; synapse
Molecular function (GO): G protein-coupled acetylcholine receptor activity; G protein-coupled serotonin receptor activity
Source: RefSeq, a predicted model, not a curated record